CUCCAGGUGAAUCACACGGUGGCCCUGAGCACCCUGGGCGAGUCCAAUUAUCACUUUGGGGCCACCUACGUGGGCACCAAACACCUGAGCCCCACCGAGGCGUUCCCGGUGCUGGUGGGGGACAUGGACAACAGCGGCAGCCUGAACGCGCAGGUGGUGCACCAGCUGAGCUCCAGGCUCCGCUCCAAGGUCGCCUUCCAGACCCAGCAGUCCAAGUUCGUGAACUGGCAGGUGGACGGGGAAUAUCGGGGCGGCGACUUCACGGCCGCGCUGACCCUGGGCAACCCCGACAUCCUCAUGGGCUCAGGGAUCCUGGUGGCGCAUUACCUGCAGAGCGUGACGCCUCACCUGGCCCUGGGGGCGGAGCUUGUCUAUCACCGCCGGCCCGGCGAGGAGGGAGCCGUGCUCUCAUUGGCCGGCCGCUACUCAGCUCCGGCGUGGAUCGGGACGGUGACGCUGGGCCAGGCCGGGGCUCACCUGACCUACUACCACCGGGCCAGCGAGCAGCUGCAGGUGGGGGUGGAGUUUGAGGCCAGCACGAGGCUGCAGGACUCGAGCGUCGCCUUCGGGUACCAGCUGGAGCUGCCCCGCGGGAACCUCCUGUUCCGAGGUGAGAGAAACCCC
Messenger RNA from Haemorhous mexicanus (house finch), 624 nucleotides. RefSeq names its product mitochondrial import receptor subunit TOM40 homolog. The annotation marks the transcript as partial. NCBI's taxonomy places the organism in Eukaryota, Metazoa, Chordata, Aves, Passeriformes, Fringillidae. Gene Ontology annotation, biological process: protein import into mitochondrial matrix. The transcript has 6 exons. Gene Ontology annotation, cellular component: mitochondrial outer membrane; mitochondrial outer membrane translocase complex. The record is from RefSeq and is a predicted model, not a curated record. Gene Ontology annotation, molecular function: transmembrane protein transporter activity.